AUGAAGUACUCAAUUGUCGCUACUGCUUUCACUGUUUCAUCUGUUUUGGCUGGUAAAGGUCCAAAAGACCACAAGUCAGCUCCAACCACCACUGUCUAUGCCACUGAAACCACCCACAAGUACGGUAGAUUCAACAAGACUCCUCACCCAACCACCACUACCGUUGUUGUUUCUCCAUCUGAAUGGACCAGCUUGAAGAGCGCUUCAUCUCACGUUAGAAGAGACCAAAUCUUCACUGCCGUCAAGAGAGCCAAUGACACUGCUGGUGCCGCCGGUAACUCUACUGGUGCUUCCGGUAACUCCACUGGUGGUGCUUCUGGUAACUCUACUGGUGGUGCUUCAAACUCCACUGGUGAAAGCAAUGCUGGUGUGACUGCUUCUGGUGCUUCAUUUGCUAUUGCCGGUGCCGUUGCUGCCGGUUGUGCUUUGUUGAUGUAA
This is a messenger RNA of Lodderomyces margitis, 438 nucleotides long. RefSeq names its product Pga14p (gene PGA14). NCBI's taxonomy places the organism in Eukaryota, Fungi, Ascomycota, Pichiomycetes, Serinales, Debaryomycetaceae. The coding region runs from base 1 to 438 and encodes 145 amino acids. The transcript has a single exon. The record is from RefSeq and is a predicted model, not a curated record.